Pogonomyrmex barbatus (red harvester ant) is the source of this 480-nucleotide messenger RNA. RefSeq lists its product as uncharacterized. The record is from RefSeq and is a predicted model, not a curated record. Lineage: Eukaryota; Metazoa; Arthropoda; Insecta; Hymenoptera; Formicidae.
AAUCUUCCUUUUUCUUUUAGAUAAUUAUUACAGCGUCGAGUGCAAUAAUAUAGUAAUCAUGCAAAAUAGAUCAGAUCAUAUUCCUGCUAUAAGCACUAUCGCACCACCUUCGUACACGGAGGCAACAGGAAUAUCUGCAUGGAGAAACAACUCGACAUUCGACCAAAGAUAUCCACACAUGAACUUUUCUCCAUCACAUCAUUCAGCGCCGCAUUCGUACACACCUUAUUCGAAUAUACCUGUUCAAACUCCUUAUCCGGACUAUGAGUUGGAACAAAAUCAACAAAAUCAAUUAAACGCACAUUAUGGCGGAACAUUAAUAGUCGAAGCUGCAGAAGAUAAAAAUUUGACCAAGUGUAUCGUAUUUUCGAGAAUACUGUGGGUAGGAUGUUCGUUAGUAACUAUAAUAGCUAUUCUUGUAUUAAUAAUUAGAGCUUCUUCAUCGAGAUAUUAAUUAUUAUUGCUAUUAUUCAAAUUAAU